CGGCGGCGGCGGCAGCAGCAGCAUCAAAGAGCCUCGAUUCCUGCUGCCCUGGGAGCCAUGCGCCGCGGUCUGUAAUGUCAGCGGAACAGGAGAAGGACCCCAUCGCGCUGAAGAGAUCCCGAGGUGGUGACAGUGGAUUGGAUGGGUUAGGAGGACCAGGAGUACAACUUGGAAGCCCUGAUAAGAAAAAGCGCAAAGCAAACACACAGGGAUCAUCAUUUCCUCCUCCAUCUGAGUAUGCUCCACCGCCGAAUCCAAGCUCUGACCACCUUAUAGCUGCAAAUCCUUUUGAUGACAACUAUAAUACUGUGUCUUAUAAACCACUUCCUUCAGGAAAUCCAUAUUUUAGUAAUCCUGGUUAUCCUGGCUUUGGAGGCUAUAACACUUUCAGAAUGCCACCUCACAUGCUGCCCAGAGUGUCCUCACCAUAUGGUGGUUCUUACUCCCUCAGAAACCAGCCACAUCCCCUUCCUCAAAACCCAGUGGGAAUGGGUUUUAGUCGGCCCCACUCUUUCAGCUUUGGUCCACACGAUAACCCAGGUUUUGGGAAUCAACCACCUUAUAGCAGUGGUCAGAUAAAUCAAAAUGUCAGUAUGCCUGGUCAGCAUUUCAGACCAAAUCCUGGUGAGAACUUUGGCCAUUCUGGUCAGAUACCUCACCCUGACGUGCCGUCUAACUUUGGUCCUGGAAACAAUCCAAAUUUCCCAAAUUCUCAGCUAGAGUCAAGCCAUUCUUUUGUUCCUCCACCGAACACUUACAACCAGACAAAAUCAUCAGCACAAAAGCAAGACUUCAGUCAAGGUGCAAGCAAAGCAUCCAACGAGAACACUACUGCUCAUCAGCAUCAUCACAGGCCAGAGGACAUUGUGAGUCAAGGUAACAGCGACCUAAAAAAUGUUAAUCGAAACAAUGUGGUAAACCAAGAUAAUAGCCAUUCUAAUAGUGCUGAUAACACUAAUGCUGGUCACUCAAAUGGGACUCAGAGUAAGUCCCGCCAGCCUCGAGGUGCUGCUGAAGCAUGCAACUCUGAAAAGAGCAGCAAAACACCCCUUCACCCCAGUCGUCAUGGUCACUCAUCCUCUGAACCUGUCUAUCCAUGUGGAAUUUGCACACAUGAAGUCAAUGAUGACCAGGAUGCCAUCCUGUGUGAAGCCUCUUGUCAAAAAUGGUUUCAUCGGAUCUGUACAGGUAUGACUGAAUCAGCUUAUGGCCUUCUUACAGCAGAAGCAUCAGCAGUAUGGGGUUGUGAUACUUGCAUGGCUGACAAAGAUGUCCAGUUAAUGCGUACAAGAGAGACUGCAGGGCCACCUGCACUGAAUACGGAUGGCUAACAGCGUGAAUUGGUGGUAGUGGUUGAAAUACUUGCUGUGAAGAUUUGGUUACAAAUUGGGUACUUCACUUUCUGCAGACAAUCGGUUGUGUUUAGUUGCUGUCAUCUUACCUGUUUUCAUUUAUAAACUUCCAUCCCAGCUUUUGUACUCUUAGUUUUGUGCGUGCAAAAAUGUUUUACAGGAUGGAUUUUUUGUUUCUGAUUAAACUGUAAAAUGUAACUGACAACUGAUCAUAAGUAGUAUGUGCAUUGACAGUUUUAUUGAAGGCAAAAGUGCUUGUAUGAAUAGCCCCUAAUCUGUAGUGUUAAUUUGUUAACUAACGCUGGCAUUUAGUGCUCAGUUUUAAUGGUACUGUAUUUGCAAGUACUCAUUACAUUUUAUUUUUUGGGAGUGAAUGUCCAUUAUGGAUGUUCUCUCUAUCCUUUCUUUGAAUAUAGUGGAGAUGACAUGGAGGAAUGCGCAGUAUUAACAGUUUUUGGUUUGAGGUAAAUACAGAGAUUUUCACAUCUGCUUUUUCCUGGUUUUGAAAUAACAUAGUAUUCAAAAGCUGAUGACUUCAUGCUUAGUAACAUAAGGAAACCUGCUAACUCUCUAAUACAAAGGCAUUUAUAUUUCCUUGAAAGGUCAAUUGUUUCUCUGACUUCUCAGUAAAUGCUUGCUGAGGACUCUCACUAGGUCUUGCAGUAUUUGGAAAUAGUUACGAAAUAUGAUGAGUACAUUGGAGAAAGAACACAUCAAGUUUAUGAAGUCCAGUGCUUUAAAUCUAGAGAAUACCAAACCUAGGGUUGCAUAUGUAACCUUAAUUAAUUUCUCUUAAGCACAUACAUUAGGAUAUAGUCUCUGCAUCUGUCAUGGUUGUGCAAUCAUGCAUUUCUCUCAUCUUUUCUUGUUGAUGGUUCUACUCUCUGCCUCAGUGCUGCCUGAGAAUUGUGAAUGAACUAGUGCAGGGAAAGCCCAACUCAUCUUCAAGGACUUUCAGCUAGUGCCUGCUCAGUCGUCCUGAGCUUGCACAGUCCACUUGACAUAAAGGAGCGCGCAAGGCAAUGGAGUGUGCACAGCACAGGCUCUGCAUUAAAAGGUAAUGUGUCCAGCAAAGUAAAACUGAAUUCCUGCCACUGCCUCAGCCAGUCUUGCAGUGAGGUGAUGAGGAAAAAUAAAGCUUUUGCAUUAGGUGAGUUUACCUUGUGUCAGGAGCAGGUAAUCAGAGGUUUAGCUUCUUCGCUAAACUUUAUGAACAAGUAUGAAUGGCACUAGAGCUUCAUGUGUGAUACUGGCAAUUAUAUUUUAAUAUGGGUAAUUUAAUCUUAUUCUUGAUCUCAAAACAAUUUUUUUUUUCAUGUGGGGAAACAUCCACCCUGGAAGAUUUCAGCCUUAGCAGUGUGAUACAGCUGCAUACACAACUGAAAAUCAGUGCUUCUAUAGAGAUAAGUGUGAUUUUAACGUAAUAAAAGGUAGUACUGUAAUAACAGACUCUGCUUGUAAUACCCCUGUGCUGGAAACUUUUAGUUUUUAAACAGUUAGCAGUUAAGUCAUAUGUCAGGCUCUACAGGUAUUAGUCAUGUUCCUUAAUGUGAUAAAUUGUUCAGGUUUGUGGUGAUGAGUGAUGUAGGAGCCUCUGUAGAAUACAGUCAUCUGUACAAAGAGGUAGGUUUUAUGGUAAGCUAUGCUAAUAAGUGAAAAGUGAGGCCUGUUUGCUAGUUCACCAUUGCAUUUGGUUUUUAAAUGGGCUCUACUGUCGUAGCUUUCUAGAAGAUACUGUGCUGAUCCACGUAACUGCCCUUGUUUUACUUUAAAAGUGAAAAGUUUUAUAUGCUCUUUUACCAGAGUGCAAAUUUCCCUCUUUUUUUGUCUUGCCUCUCAUUAGGAAAAAGGCAAUAAUGUUUCAAGUGUAAAGGACAGAAUUCAUACCUUGAGGAUUUCCUGUAUAGAGAUGUAAAGAAAGUGUAAGGCAGACCCAGGGUUCCUGCUUUCAUCACCAUUUGCUUUAUUUAGUACAGAGACUAAAUUUUGUUGUUAGAGGUGGGAUAUUUAAAAACAAGCAACAAAAAAAACAUCAAGCAUCUACAAGCAACAAUCUAACCUCUGUUAGGUUUAUUCUUCAGUAGCUUUCCUAAUGACUGAUUGACUGUUAGAAUUUACUUUUUGUACCUACAGUAGAUAUUAAACCAAACCUUGUUUAGAUAGAUUUGUUCCUCUGGGACUCAAUUUAAUCUCUGCAAAAAAUUGCACUCUGAAGAGAGUGGAGCUGGUUUAGACCUACAGCAAUGUAAAUGAAAUAAAAGCAUUGCACUCAGUGAAAAUUCAACACAAGCUCCAAUGACGCUGUUGUUACUCAGUGUGCUGUUCGCAAUACCUUCCCGUCUCCCAUACCCCAUUCCUGUUGGGGGAAGGUGUUUGGAGCAUUUGUUCCCAGAAAUCCAGUUAAUGUUGUAACAUUUUGGAUCAGACAUUGUAUUUAAAAUAACCAUGUAUUUCUUAACCUCUUCCUGAACUCUACAUGAAGUUAGGCAAGUGUUUUCUGUGGUAGGUAGCAAGGCAUUGGGAUUUAAAUGUAAUGUUCUGACAAAAUCAAUUGGAAUAUCAUCUUAAAAGGCCUUAAAUUGUGUAUUUGUGAAACUAACAGUUUAUUUCAGUUUUUCUGAACUGGUACUAUGUUGGGUUUGUAACCCAGUAAAUUUUCUGUGUUUAUUAACCUGUAAAUACACAAGGCAUUAGCAAAUGCCAGUUACACAAAAUAAAAACAAAUUAAAAACAAACCCAGACUUGUUACUACACUGAUGACAGAGAUAUGACUGAUCAGGAUCUCUGAAAGUCAUCCAGCCAAUAUGCUUGCCCUGCUGAUGUGUGCUUGGCAUACCUGGACUCUGUCUAGUGAGAGGAUUAUACUUUGUUUCUCUCUGCAUGUAUUUACUAGUAGUAGUUCAAGUAUGCACAGGAAAAACAACAAUCAUGUUUUGUUAGUAAGGUGCUAGGAAAAUGUCAGCUGAUUAGAAUUAGACAUUAGUUAUA
Molecule: messenger RNA, 4340 nt
Organism: Melopsittacus undulatus (budgerigar)
Lineage: Eukaryota; Metazoa; Chordata; Aves; Psittaciformes; Psittaculidae
Gene: PYGO1
Product: pygopus family PHD finger 1
Exons: 3
Coding region: 75-1331 (418 amino acids)
Biological process (GO): kidney development; spermatid nucleus differentiation
Source: RefSeq, a predicted model, not a curated record